CCACAAAAGAAGUUCAAAGAUAAUGAUUAUUCAAACAACUAUAUCCAUACUGGUGAAUUACCUUCAAAAUUUGUUCGUAAUGUUAAGAAUCCAGUUGAAGGUUAUCCAAAAUUACAACGUCUUUUCCAAUUGAAGGAAAGACAGACACAAGCUUAUGCGUGUACACCAUUUGGAUCUCGUGUUGAUAUUGACAAUAUGGUUCCAACUUUAAACAAAUGGAUCCAUAAGGAUAAAUUAGUGUUUGAUGUUAUUAUGAUUGGAUCAUUAACAGAAAACCAAUUCAUUUACCCAUUAUUAACUCAAUUACCAUUAGAAAAAUUAUGUUCCAAACCAGGUUUUUUAUUUAUUUGGGCUUCUGCACAAAAAAUUAAUGAAUUGACAAGAUUAUUAAAUAGUGAUGGAUGGGCUAAAAAAUUCAGAAGAUCUGAAGAAUUAGUUUUCGUUCCAGUUAAUAAAGAUUCACCAUAUUAUCCAAAUAGAGAUGGUAUAGAAGAUGAUUCAUUAUUUGAAAAAAUGCAAUGGCAUUGUUGGAUGUGUAUCACUGGUACUGUUAGAAGAUCCACAGAUGGUCAUUUAAUUCAUUGUAAUGUUGAUACUGAUUUAAAUAUUGAAAAUGAAGAGGAUAAUAAUAAAAAUCUUGUUGUUCCAAAUCAUAUUUAUAAAGUUGCUGAAAAUUUCAGUAGUGCUAAUAGAAGAUUACAUAUUAUUCCAUCCAGAUCAGGGUAUAAUAAUCCCGUUAAACCAAGACGUGGUUGGGUUAUAAUGAGUCCAGAUAUUAUAAUUGACAAUUUUGAACCAUUGCGUUAUAAAAAUGAAAUUACCGAAAUUGGUACAAAUGUUCCUCAAGAUAAUGAGAUUGAGAAUCUUAGACCAAAGAGUCCAGUU
Molecule: messenger RNA, 885 nt
Organism: Hansenula anomala
Lineage: Eukaryota; Fungi; Ascomycota; Saccharomycetes; Phaffomycetales; Wickerhamomycetaceae
Gene: KAR4
Product: Kar4p
Exons: 1
Cellular component (GO): RNA N6-methyladenosine methyltransferase complex; nucleus
Molecular function (GO): mRNA binding
Source: RefSeq, a predicted model, not a curated record